Anguilla rostrata (American eel) is the source of this 4925-nucleotide messenger RNA. It is a transcript of the gene tcerg1b, whose product is annotated as transcription elongation regulator 1b (CA150). The transcript is spliced from 11 exons. The record is from RefSeq and is a predicted model, not a curated record. The coding region runs from base 82 to 4707 and encodes 1541 amino acids. Lineage: Eukaryota; Metazoa; Chordata; Actinopteri; Anguilliformes; Anguillidae. Gene Ontology annotation, molecular function: RNA polymerase binding; transcription coregulator activity. Gene Ontology annotation, cellular component: nucleus.
AUAAAUAAAAUGUAGCCAAUAGGAUGCGUAAGUGAGUGUUGAACAGGGUUCGCAGAGGUCUCAUUUACAUAUCCUUCUGUAAUGGCGGACCACGGAGAGGGAGACGGUAUUGGAUUCGACGAAAACAGGAUGGCGCAGCAGGCCCUGCGUUUCCGAGGCCCCGCCCCGCCCCCCACGGCUGUGAUGCGGGGCCCUCCCCCGCUACUGCGCCCCCCGCCUCCGCCUUUCGGAAUGAUGAGGGGGCCCCCGCCCCCUCCACGCCCACCAUUUGGACGCCCGCCCUUUGACCCCAGCAUGCCACCCAUCCCUCCCCCGGGGGGGAUGCCCCCGCCGCUGGCCCCCCCACACUUGCAGCGGCCGCCGUUCAUGCCUCCACCAAUGAGCAACAUGCCCCCACCCCCUGGCAUGAUAUUCCCUCCCGGGAUGCCCCCCGUGCCUGCGCCUGGCACCCCCACCCUGCCCCCCACAGAGGAGAUCUGGGUGGAGAACAAGACCCCCGAGGGGAAGGUGUACUACUAUAACGUGCGCACACGGGAGUCGGCCUGGUCUAAGCCUGAGGGGGUGAAGGUGAUUCAGCAGUCGGAGCUCAGCCCCCUGAUGGCCAAUCAGGCUUCAGCGGCGGUGUCCUCCAGCGCCAUCAGCCUGCCAACAGGAAGCUCUACCGCCACUGCCCCAGCGUCUGCCUCCACCCAGACCCCCUCUCCGACCCUGCCCGCCAGCCCCGCCCCCAGCACCGCCCCCACCGCCCCCUCCCCGGCGGUGUCCCAGCCUAUCGCCACUUCAGCUUCCCUGGAGAUCCCCCCUGCAGUCAGUGCCCCUGCCAGCGUCUCCCUGGCGACAGCGAUCAGUGUCUCCACGGUGACGGCCACGGUGACGCCGGUGCAGACGCUGUCCCAGCUGCUGCCCCAGAGCCUGCCCCACGCCCUGCCGCAGCCCACAGCCGCCAUUCCCGCCUUCCCGCCCGUCAUGGUGCCGCCGUUCCGUGUGCCCCUGCCGGGCAUGCACAUCCCGCUGCCCGGAAUGCUGCCAGCCAUGGCCCCGCCCCUAGUUCCCAUGAUGCACCCACAGCUGGCCAUCGCGGCCACGCCCGCCGCGCUGGCCGGCCCCCUCCCGCUGCUGGAGUGGACCGAGUACAAGACCGCCGACGGGAAGACGUACUACUACAACAACCGCACGCUGGAGUCCACCUGGGACCGGCCCCCCGAGCUCAGAGACAAGGAUAAGGAUGCAGAGAAAGCUAAGGACAGGCCGCCGGUGGAGGACCUGGAGCCCAUGGACAUGGAGGAAGAGGAGCCCAAAGUUGAGCCUCCCAAAGAGAUCAAAGAGGAGCCCAAGGAGGUGGAGCUGACUGAGGAGGAACGGGCCGCACAGAAAGCCAAACCUGUGGCCACUAACCCCAUCCCCGGGACCCCCUGGUGUGUGGUUUGGACCGGUGACGACCGAGUGUUCUUCUACAACCCCACCACGCGGCUGUCCAUGUGGGACCGGCCGGAGGAGCUGAUUGGCCGGGCUGACGUGGAUAAAAGCAUCCAGGAGCCACCACACAAGAAGGGCCUGGAGGACGGCCGUAAGAUGGACCACGCAAUGGCAAAAUCACAGAAGCGAAUGAGACCGGAGGAAGCGCUGCAAUGGAUGACGAGCGCAGACCCGAUGGAGUCCGACGGGGGUUCGGAGGUCGAGGUGGAGAUCAACGACGACGAUUGGGGGCCUUCGUCCGAGUCAGAGUCCGAGCCUGAGCCAGCUCCUGUGGCCGUGACGCCUCCGGUUCGGCGCAGGACGACCAGGAAAACCGCGGCGGGGCGAGGGAGGGCACCGGAGACGGGGCGGGAGGGCACCAUCUGGACUGAGCAGAGGGGCGACCCGCGGCCCGGUGCUGUACCUGCGUUCUGUAACGUUCUGACAGAGAAAGGGGGACCCAUGGCGAAAUCACACAAGCGAAUGAGACCGGAGGAAGCGCUGGAAUGGAUGACGAGCGUAGACCCGAUGGAGUCCGACGGGGGUUCGGAGGUCGAGGUGGAGAUCAACGACGACGAUUGGGGGCCUUCGUCCGAGUCCGAGCCUGAGCCAGCUCCUGUGGCCGUGACGCCUCCGGUUCGGCGCAGGACGACCAGGAAAACCGCGGCGGGGCGAGGGAGGGCACCGGAGACGGGGCGGGAGGGCACCAUCUGGACUGAGCAGAGGGGCGACCCGCGGCCCGGUGCUGUACCUGCGUUCUGUAACGUUCUGACAGAGAAAGGGGGACCCAUGGCGAAAUCACACAAGCGAAUGAGACCGGAGGAAGCGCUGGAAUGGAUGACGAGCGUAGACCCGAUGGAGUCCGACGGGGGUUCGGAGGUCGAGGUGGAGAUCAACGACGACGAUUGGGGGCCUUCGUCCGAGUCCGAGCCUGAGUCCGAGCCCGAGCCGGCUCCUGUGGCCGUGACGCCUCCGGUUCGGCGCAGGACGACCAGGAAAACCGCGGCGGGGCAAGGGAGGGCACCGGAGACGGGGCGGGACGGCACCAUCUGGACUGAGCAGAGGGGCGACCCGCGGCCCGGUGGUGUACCUGCGUUCUGUAACGUUCUGACAGAGAAAGGGGGACCCAUGGCGAAAUCACACAAGCGAAUGAGACCGGAGGAAGCGCUGGAAUGGAUGACGAGCGUAGACCCGAUGGAGUCCGACGGGGGUUCGGAGGUCGAGGUGGAGAUCAACGACGACGAUUGGGGGCCUUCGUCCGAGUCAGAGUCCGAGCCUGAGCCAGCUCCUGUGGCCGUGACGCCUCCGGUUCGGCGCAGGACGACCAGGAAAACCGCGGCGGGGCGAGGGAGGGCACCGGAGACGGGGCGGGACGGCACUGUCUGGACUGAGCAGAGGGGCGACCCGCGGCCCGGUGCUGUACCUGCGUUCUGUAACGUUCUGACAGAGAAAGGGGGACCCAUGGCGAAAUCACACAAGCGAAUGAGACCGGAGGAAGCGCUGGAAUGGAUGACGAGCGUAGACCCGAUGGAGUCCGACGGGGGUUCGGAGGUCGAGGUGGAGAUCAACGACGACGAUUGGGGGCCUUCGCCCGAGUCCGAGCCCGAGUCCGAGCCUGAGCCAGCUCCCGUUGCCGUGAAGCCUACUGUUGGGCGCAGAACGACCAGGAAAACCGCAGCCGGUCGAGAGAGGGCGCGGGACGGCACUGUCUGGACCGAGCAGAAGGGUGACGUGCGGCCCGGUGGCCUACCUGCGUUCUGUAACGUUCUGACGGAGAAAGGGGGACCGACGCGCCACGCCAAAGCCAAGAUCGCCAGUAGACUGGACAGCUUCAUGUGCCUGUUCGACCUCAGCAUGCUGAUGCACAUCAGGGACUGCACGGUUACCGAGGCCAACCGAGUCCCCGGGCGGGAAGCGUGGUGUUUGUCCAUCGACGAGCUGAAAGCGUUUAUUGCCAUUCUGUACGUGCGCGGGGUGACUUGCGGGAGAAACGCGGAUAUGGAGAGCUUCUGGUCGGACAGGUUUGGACACAGUUUUUUCAAAGACACCAUGCCGCGGAACCGCUUCAGAGAAAUCAUGCGAUUCCUGCGUUUCGACUGCAGGGAGGAGAGGCUCGCGCGACAGCCGACCGACAGGUUUGCGUUGGUGUCGCAGAUUUGGGACGGCUUCGUGCGAAACGCCGCUCUGUCCUACAGGCCGGGACGGAACAUAACGGUGGGCACGCAGUUGUUCCCGACGAAAUCGCGAUGCCCUUUCACUCAGUAUAUGGCAAAGAAGCCGGACAAAUUCGGCAUCAAGUUUUGGCUGGCUGCGGACGUGGCGGCUAAAUACAUGCUGAAUGGCUUCCCGCAUUUGGGCAAGCAUGCCUGUCGACCCGAGGGACGGCCGCUGUCCGAGCACGUGGUGAUGACGCUCGUCGAGCCGUUCGUCGGCGAAGGCCGCACCGUGACCGUCGACGGUUACUUCACUUCGCUUUCUCUGGCGAACAGGCUGAUGGCCAAGAAGACCGGCCUGCUCGGCCCCGUCGGCAGGAAGAGACGAGGGAUGCCUUCCUGUGCGCUGAAAAUCACCCCAGCACCGCUGUACUCCACCAGCGUGAUGACGAGCGGCCACGCUACGCUGACCGUGUAUCAGAGUACGAGAAGCAAGAACGUCUGCCUGCUCAGUACCAUGCGCCCGACCGUGAGCGUCGGCCGUGACCCGAAGAGAAAACCGGAGACCGUAACAGACUACAACCACACGAAGGCCGGCGUGGACGCGCUCGACCAAAAGGCGAGGCUGUACACCACGAAAGCGGCGACUCGCCGCUGGCCCGUCGCCGUUUUCUACAACGUCCUGGACCUGGCGGCCGUCAACGCGCACGUGCUGUUCGGACGGUGUCUGGACAAGGCCGAGAGCCGGAGAGACUUCAUCCUGGAGCUGGCCUGCGAGCUGCGUGAAAAGCACAUGAGAUCCAAGGCGCUGGCGGCGGCUGUCAAGAGGGAAGCCGCGGUAGCGGCGUUGAUUCGCACACCGAUCGUGUCGCCUCGCACGCCCGUCGCUCCGCCUCGCACGCCCAUGGGUCCCGGGAAGAGGACGCACUGCCAGGUGGCCAGGUGCGCUCGGAAUAAGGCUAGCGACUUCUGCGUGCAGUGCAGCCGGUACGUGUGCGGACCCUGCUCGUACAAACUGCCCAAGCUGUGCGUUCUCUGCGUGUCCAAUGAGCACGAGGAGAUGGACUGCUCCAGCGCGAACGCAUCAGACUCCAAAUAGCGGGAGCUGGGGAAGGGAGAAGCCAGCUGAAUUUAUCACUGAAGAAAGAUUUUUUAAAAACAUUUCACUUUGUAUUUCUUUUUCCAUUUUGUGUUUUGCCUUGUUUUGCAUGCUAUAGCAUUUUCCUCAGUGUUCAUGUAAUAUACCUUCAUACAUUUUUUCCCUUUGCCUAUAUUACAAAACUGCUAAAAUUGAUGAAUAAAAAUUGUUGCAAUCGA